Molecule: messenger RNA, 3802 nt
Organism: Meleagris gallopavo (turkey)
Lineage: Eukaryota; Metazoa; Chordata; Aves; Galliformes; Phasianidae
Gene: ZXDC
Product: ZXD family zinc finger C
Biological process (GO): regulation of transcription by RNA polymerase II
Cellular component (GO): nucleus
Molecular function (GO): transcription coregulator activity
Source: RefSeq, a predicted model, not a curated record
CGCCGCAGCCACCUGGAGCCCGAGCGGCCCUACCGCUGUGACUUCCCCGGCUGCGAAAGGACAUUUAUCACAGUGAGCGCGCUGUUCUCCCACAAUCGGGCCCACUUCAGGGAGCAGGAACAGUUCUCCUGCUCGUUCCCAGGCUGUAACAAGCAAUAUGACAAAGCCUGUCGGCUGAAAAUCCACAUGAGGAGCCACACAGGUGAGAGGCCUUUUAUCUGCGACUUCGAAGGCUGUGGCUGGUCUUUCACCAGCAUGUCCAAGCUGCUGCGACACAAGAGGAAACAUGAAGAUGACAGGAGGUUCACGUGCCCGGUAGAAGGCUGUGGGAAGUCUUUCACAAGAGCAGAACACCUGAAAGGCCACAGCAUAACCCACCUUGGUACAAAGCCAUUUGAGUGCCCAGUAGAAGGCUGUUGUGCAAAAUUCUCAGCACGGAGUAGUCUGUACAUUCAUUCCAAAAAACAUCUUCAGGAUGUGGACUCAUUAAAGUCUCGCUGCCCUGUAUCCAGCUGUAAUAAAUUGUUCACUUCCAAGCACAGUAUGAAGACGCAUAUGGUCAAACAACACAACUUCAGCCCAGAUCUCCUGACGCAGCUCGAAGCAACCAGCUCCCUCACACCCAGCAGUGAGCUCACCAGUCCAGGACACAGCGACCUCAGCAACAUAGACCUCGUUUCCCUGUUCUCCAAUGUGUCCAGCAACAAUUCGGGAAUCUCAACAGACAUGGCAUUAGUGAACUCUGGAAUUGUCACCAUAGAUGUUGCCUCAGUAGGCUCAACUCUUGGAGGAAACCUGCCUGUCAGUAGCAGUUCCUUAAGCCAGGCAGUCGAUCCCUUGAUACUGGUGGCCAGCAGCGAUAUGCCGCAGAGCCUGGACAGUUCUCUCUUGCUGGGAAGUGGGACAACAGUUCUCCAGCAAAGCACUUUAAAUUUGGAUGAUGUACAGACUGUCAAUGCUGAAGCCUUGGGUUCACUGGCAUCGCUGUCAGUGAGGAAUCCCAGUCAGGAUGUGCACGGUUUGACGUCCAGCAAUAAUUUAACAAUAGACACAGCCACUUUGACUCCUUCUAGCAGCCUUGGUGGUACCAAUGUGCCUGAGUUACUGACACCAACUAAAAUGGAACGGAAUUUGCUUCCCGGCUCGGAUGUUGUUGGUCAGCAAGAGGGCAGCAAAGUAGUGACUCAGUUUGUUUUCUCCAACCCUCCAGGAAGCUACAGCGCUCAGAAAGAAAUGGAUCUUAGCACAAUGACUGGCAGCUCGUUUUUGGAGAGCAGUGGGUCUGCGAGAACAGACUACAGAGCCAUUCAGCUGGCCAAGAAAAGAAAACAAAAAGGGAAUGGGAGCAGCACAGGGACAACUGGCUCUGGUCAGAGGAAAAGCAAGGGUGGUAAAGUAAGCCCCACCAAUUUCUCAUCGUCUGCUCCUGGUGGUCGGUUGGGUGGCAACGUUGUUCUGCCAAAUGGAGGGCUGACUAUAAGGGACCCUGCAACGGGAGCACAGUAUGUGCAAAUUCAGCUUCUUCAGGAUGAUCCCUCAGGAGAGGGAGAUUUGCCCUUUCAGCUGAGCUCUCAGUCCUCCUCAUCACAUUCUCAGCUUACGGUGGAUUUACCUGUCCACAUACUUCAGGAACCACACAAUUCUGCUGAAGACGAUGCAGGUUCUGAUAACUCUCAGUUCACUGGAAGCACAAUAAACUUACAGGAUCUGGAAUGACCAUAAUUAAGGACAGUUACUUGAAAGCCAGUUGAGCAAUCAUGUCUUGACAAAAUAAGAUAACUCUGUGGGUCUUCUUCUGAAGCAAAUAGGAAAACUAGGAGUACUGGAUUAUGGUUGCGCUUUCUGCAAUUUGCUAAAGACAGUUACAGCUGAAAGGUUUUCUUAACAAGUCCUACUUGAUGUGCCUGUGUAGUAUAACCCAUCUGCCUAGUGGUCACAGCCCAGUGCAGGCUGCUGUACAGUGUUGUUUCAGGGAGAAGUACUCGAUUAAACUUCAAACUGAGGUAAUAUUUACUGUUUUCAGAGGAAAGCAAGUAUUCUGCAGCUAACAGAAAUUAAUAAUCUUGCCUACGACAGCUCAAACUUUCCUAAAAUUUACAGAUAUUUUACACGCACGCACGUGCACACAGAUUGUUCUGGCCCCCAUGUUUUGGCAGAAAACUGGAAUCAAGUGUCACAUGUAACAAAGCUGAUGCCCUACACCAUGAAAAUGAAACGUUCUAAAGUUUUUGUUUUAGCAAGCUAGAUUCUAAACGUUAACUUAGCUGUGAAUCAGUUUGUAGCUCAUGUUGAGUUUCUCCCUUUCCUUGUUCCCUCAUCCCAAAUAAUCUGCUGAAUUCUUCCAGCAAAACUUGAAAGAGAAACGCAAUAGAAUUGUACUCACUGUAAGUGAUGAGCUGAGACUCUAACAGUGUCUGAGAGAGGUUGGUUUUUAUCUUUGUGUUCCCUUUUUUGGGAGGGAUUUUGACAGUCACGUAAAUUAAGCACCUUGAUUAUGUCUCAUCUACGAACUGCUGCCAAGUUGCUUGUAAACUGGCCACUACCUUCUUAUUUUUUAUAUAUUUUAUUAUUAUUAUUUUUUAACUCUGUCAACACUUGUUUUUCACUGAUAUCUCAGAGUAUCACAUGCAUGUGGGAUUUUUGGCUGGUUUACAGAAUAUUCAGUUGUUAGAAAUUCAUGGGAGGGGAAAAAGAGCUGUUAGUUAGUAAGAUCUGCCCCUCUGAAAAACUGCUAUUUCUACUGGAGGGCAGUGGAAGAGGUUGUACAUACUGAACUUAUCUGGACUGCAAACACCUAAGUAAGCGUAGAAUUGUAUAGAGGGGAAAUAAAAACAGCCUUUCGUUACAUUAUAAGGUAGUAAUUUAAAGGUUUCUCAUGGUGGUGUACUAAAUGCCUAUAAAAUGACGUAUAGGAAUUUGAUAAAACGGUGUAUGUAAUGGUUUUUUUUAUUCUCAAUGAGGUAUGUGUGCACAUAUGUGUCUGUUUUCUACAGAAUAAGGUAUGUCAUGGAGAAGAACAUUGUGAUCUUUCUAACUUGCACAUAUUUAUUUGAUGGUUAUACUGAUGUUGAAUUCACAUUGAGGUCAUUCAGAAAAGCUUUUACUUCCUGUGCCUUUUGAACUAUGUAUGUGUCCAGAAAAAUGCUCUUUUUGGUUGAUGAUUUAAUGGGGGAAAAAAAAAAAAAGUAUGCAGGUUACAUCCAACUUUGGAUCCCAGUUUCUAGACAGUAUUUUAUCCUCUGGUUGAACCUGUUUUAUUUUUCUAUCUUUUGUUUAAGUAUCUGAGCAUUGAGGUGUCUCUGUUCCUUUCAUCCUGAGUUUACAGCUUAUGCCCAGGGAUUCUUGUUACCCUCUCAGGUGGGGUUUCCAAACCAAACUUGCUGGUAGGGGAGAUCAUCUACUUGAUGGUUGUGACCACAACAUAGAAUCCUCUCCUGGAAGGUAGGAAGGUUGAGGAGGAAUCACGCUGAAGGGACAGCUGAUUCUUGCUCAGUGCUCACUGUGCUCUAUCUCUAAAAGCUGAGACUCCUCAAGCUGCCAACGCCUGUGUUAUUCUGUUCUCAAGGACCAUACCAGUUCUUAAUCUAACACAGUGGCCAAGGAACACCAUCUUUUUAUGGGACUUGCAACUUAAAUCUUUCUACUUCUGAAAAUGUACCUCACUCAGCUUUGUAAAUGAAUGUAAAGUGCUGACCUCUUGGGGCCAACGAUUGGAUCACUUGGCUUGAAGUCCAUUGCUGGCAAUGGAUGCCUGAAGAACUACUGGUGCAAAAGGGUUAAUAAAGCUUUUUUUUUAUGGUCA